Messenger RNA from Durotheca rogersii, 3436 nucleotides. RefSeq lists its product as uncharacterized. The transcript is spliced from 4 exons. NCBI's taxonomy places the organism in Eukaryota, Fungi, Ascomycota, Sordariomycetes, Xylariales, Xylariaceae. The coding region runs from base 148 to 3192 and encodes 1014 amino acids. The record is from RefSeq and is a predicted model, not a curated record.
GUCCUACCUUUCCAUCUUCGAGGCGGUAGACCAUUUUCUCAGACCCUUCAAAAUAAGGUCAUGGAUCGGUGGCGAUCCGCUUGGCCCCGACAUCCCACCUUUCAUUCGAGUCUCGUUAGCCUGUAGCCCAGACCUCGCCUUAGCGUGAUGGAACCGAUGAAGAAGCGAAACAGCCCUCCCGCCGCCGAGUUGUCGUCUCUCGACGCCGCUUCAUUAGAUCUAGAGUCGCCGGUCGGGCCGCACGCCAUGCCUCCUCCGGACCCUCCUCUCGACUCGAGACGACGAUCGCAAUCCAACCCAGAGUCGGAAUCGGGUCCCCAAGCGCCCUCGCCAUGCGCGACUCGAGAGGCUCCGGAGGAGGGUUGUGCAUUCCAGAGGUUUAUAGUGUGGGCAGCCGUCAAGCGAAACAAGUCCGUUCGGAUGGUUGCGAGCGAACGCCUGAAAUGCCCUCUCGUUCUGUGUGGGGAGCGGUUCGACGACCAUGAAACGAUGCUGAGCCAUCUGACUAAGUGCCAACAUCUCAGGACGGGUGAAUAUGUAUGCUAUGACUGCAUGAAAAUCGAACGGUUCAACGAUAGCAAGUGUAGGUGCUGCCUAGGACAUCCCACUAAGCGACGACGGAUUAUCAACAUGGCGAAAACCCUGUUCUCGAAUAUUGGAAGCAGGUCGCGAGGAAACGAGCUUCGCCUGGACAUUCGGGGAGAGUUCACUAUGCCUCCGCCUAGUUACGAAUCUCUCAUGGCGGGUGUGGGAGGGCUUGAGCGACAACGAUGUGGGGAACAGCAACGGCAGCACCAGCAGGAAGAGCAGCAGCCGCAGCCACAGAUCCAACCACAGCUAGAACUAAAUGGCAGGGAGAUACACGAGCUGGACUCGAGACAAAUGGCCGAACUGGGUUCGAUCAACUACGACACGCAGUCUAUAGGCAUGCCCAUGGCUUUAGACCAGUGUGAUACUACCUCCGAAACUACUGCGCGCCCGCAUACGAAUCUCUGCUCGAAUCCUGGAGAGGACGACGUUCCGAAUCUUGACGAGGGCACUUCCCUUCCGUCGGCUACACCGAUGUAUUCAAGCCCGGGCGCUCGUCGUCCAUCGUUGGCCGUCAAUACCCGUAUGGACCACUACAGGAAUGUUUCCCGCACGAAAUACCUUUCGCCCAGUUCUUCUCUUCGAUCGACGACCUCUCAGAACGUAUCGCCGGUGACUCCGUGGAGCGCGAAUUCAGGGGUCUCUGGAGCUUAUACUCUAAGCUCUACGAUCGACACAGAAAUAACAUCGCCGAUAACGCCCGUCAGCCCUUAUGAGCUCCCGCCGCUACCACAGCACGAAGACAUCCUUGCCAUAGCGAAAUCUACGACCUCGUGCCCAAACAACAAUUAUAAUUACACAACAGACAGUAUUCCCGAAUUGCCAGGUGAUGACCCGCGAUCCAUACCACGAGGGCUAGCCGACCUACUAUUCUUCUCCCUCGAUCCUAAGGAUAACUAUUCGUGGAUGGAAUCCGUCAGCACAGAGCUGUCGCUGGCCACCUCCGUCAAUAUGAUGUUCGCAGGGUCCGAGCCCAAGUCUACCACUAUACAGCCUGGGUUCCUCGAGCCGCUAGUUCCCGGAUCUGGGGCAAGGACAUUGGUAGAGUCGGCUUGGGACGCCCUGCAGGAACAUGUCACGUCUUCGGUGGGAAAGUUAGACCAUAUCAAGGGAAAUCCACUAGCCGAGCGAAUCCGGACACAAUCCUCGAAAGCUAUAGCAUUCAGCGGUCUCUCGAGCCUCAAAGGCAUGCUUCAGGACAAUAUCCCAACAGACCCCUUCGAUUUGUUAUGUUUUGUUCAUCUGAUCUAUGCCUUUUCUCUUGUGGUUCACGAAGACGAGCCUUUGGCUCGUUGUAACCUACUAUACCAACAAGCUCUCGGUUACCGGCGCUUCCUCGAUCCCGUUCACAUUACAGAUUACACCGAUAUCGUCAAGGUCAUAUGGCAGCCAACGCCAGAUGGACGACAUCAACCCCAAGCGGGAUCUUCACAACAUGCUGAUCUUCAUUAUAAAGGUAAGGAGCGCGAGGGCCAGCCAGACUCGGGAAUACGCGCAGGAUCCGACCCCCUUGUCAUAGCAGGGCAGGAUUUUCUAGACGAUCUCGAACAUGUCGUCAUAACGAGCGAUUCGCAGAAGCCUGAAGAAGUCCUCACAUCUGAGCUUUGGUCUACUCACAUUGUGGAAUUCCAACCGGGAGUUCUACACAACGACCCAUUUUCAAUAGCAGUCGAUUAUAUUAUCGGAGAUUUAGUUUCGACGUUCCACGAUUCUGAAAUCCUCCUCUCCAAACUCAGAGAGGUUGGGCAAAAAGUUCGGGACGGGUACAUAACGACAGUUCGCAAGUUCGAGCUCUCAAUACUGCAGACUGGCAAGCACUGCUUGACCUCUUCUGACCUCUUCGACGACUUUAUCCCACGAGUUAGAAGACUCUGCAACCCCAUAUACUCGGAACAAGGGACACACUCAAGGAUACGGUACCAACUUUUGGGCGUUUCUUUGGUAGAGGCUCUGAUUCAAGCUAUCCCAUCUAGCCCACAAGAAUCAGCUUCGUUUCCGUACAACGAGUUUCUAGAAACCCUACACGAUACUUUCGACAAUAACCCCGAUUUUCUUGAAACCUUAGACGCUGUCGCUCCCCCACAGAACCAGGCGGAACUAGAGGCUGCUCAGAGUUUCGGCACGACAGGAAUACCUUUCCCACACAUAGGCUCUAGCGCACCAGCAUCGACUACUGCCUCCAGAUCUUUGACCACGACUGCUUCCCAUGUUGGGACGCCCAACGAGUCAUUCUCCGCCUCUCCCGAUCUCUCCCGACCAAUCGCCCUCGCUACCUCGCCGAAACCUCCAACUCCGGCUCACGCUGAAGCUAGCGAGAAACAAUUCUCCUCUAGCCAGAAAGUGGAAGCAAACGAUGCUUGCGAGUUCUGCGGGUAUCGUCCGAAAGGCGAUCCACAAUGGUUUAAGGGCAGCAUGGCCAAACACAAGAAGAUGCAGCAUUCAGCAGGGCCGCCGGUGAUCUACAAGUGUCCCUAUCCCGGUUGCAACAGCCAGUAUAAGAACCGCCAGGAUAAUCUACGCCAACAUCAGAUUGAAAAGAAUCACUUCGUCGGGGAUGAAGCGACCCGGAGACCCAGCAAGAGGAAGAAAGUCUCGGUCAAUUAAAAAUGACAAUAGACCGCGGAUUAAAGCAGAGAAAUCGAGCAUAUAGUACACGCGAGGACAUUUGCAUUAGUUGGGCGUUAGGUAAGUGUAUAUCCAUGGGUGGCCUCCUCCUUCAUUGCCCGCCAGGUGCCUUCAUUGGAUACAUUCCACCGUACGGGAGUUCUGUAUGGGGUCUCUGGAGAUACCACUCUGUUUGUUAUAGACAUAGAAACCAAGCUUGAAGGCUCCCUUACACCAACGGACU